Molecule: messenger RNA, 1269 nt
Organism: Bufo bufo (common toad)
Lineage: Eukaryota; Metazoa; Chordata; Amphibia; Anura; Bufonidae
Gene: HAPLN4
Product: hyaluronan and proteoglycan link protein 4
Exons: 6
Coding region: 1-1269 (422 amino acids)
Biological process (GO): cell adhesion
Molecular function (GO): hyaluronic acid binding
Source: RefSeq, a predicted model, not a curated record
AUGUCUCCUUCACAAUUAUGGAAACAGUCGAUAUGCCAAGGCGAAAUUGAAAAUGGAAGAGAGCAAGAGAGAAAGAUCAAGAAGAACUUAGAAACUGCAUGGUCAAGCACAGGAGUCAGCAAGAUGGCCCUUGGGUUUCUAACAUUCUCCAAUCUCUUCAAUGUACUCUGCCUGGCUGUCCUUCUUCAUUUGGCUCUUGCUGCAGACAUUAACAGGGGCCAGAGAAAAAUAGUCCAUGUUCAAGAGGGUGAGACUGGUGAAGUGAUUGUACAGACAGCUCCAGGUAUAGUGACCACACACCGAGGUGGUUCCAUUAUACUUCCAUGUCGCUACCACUAUGAACACUCUGGAGAGGAUCCUUCACCAGUACGCAUUAAGUGGUCCAAGAUCAGCGAUCCUUCAACUUUCACUGAUGUGUUUGUGGCUCUGGGGAAGGAAAGCAGAAGAUUUGGAUCCUACAAGAACCGUGUGGCUCUUCAAGAAUAUGACCCAGGCGACGCUUCACUGAUCAUCCACAAUAUUACUCUAGAUGAUUAUGGAAGGUAUGAGUGUGAGGUAACCAAUGAGUUAGAAGAUGACACAGGAACAGUAAAACUGGAUUUAGAAGGUGUGAUUUUCCCUUACUAUCCACGAAUGGGGCGAUAUAAAAUGAACUUUCAUGACGCAGGGCAGGCUUGUAAGCAGCAGGAUGGAAUUCUUGCAUCGUAUGACCAACUUCAUGAGGCCUGGCUUAAUGGGCUUGACUGGUGCAAUGCAGGCUGGUUGCAAGAUGGCUCAGUGCAGUAUCCAAUCUCCAAACCUCGUGAAGAAUGUGGAAAAAAAGACACUCCUACUGGAGUUAGAAACUAUGGCUACAGACAUAAGGCUGAUGAGCGUUAUGAUGCCUUCUGUUUUACAUCGAAUCUUAAUGGUAAAGUUUAUUUCCUGAAGACCUUUCACAAGAUGAGUUUCCCAGAGGCAGCUAAAGCCUGUGAGAAGAAUGGUGAUAGUUUAGCCAAAGUUGGUCAGCUUUAUGCAGCCUGGAAACUGCAGCUUUUGGACAGAUGUGAAGCUGGAUGGCUUAGUGAUGGCAGUGUCCGCUACCCUAUUGUAAAUCCACGGCAAAGGUGUGGAGGAGCAGAGCCUGGGGUGAGGAACCUAGGGUUUCCUAGUAAAAAGUAUAAAUUAUUUGGGGUCUACUGCUUUAGGGGAAAAGACGAAGCAAAUGAGAAUGAAGUAACAGAAAAGAUCAUGGAUGGGAUCAACCAAUGGAAGUCUAAUCACGUGUAG